AUGGCCCUGCUCCUACAGCUGCUGCCUCUGCUGCUCCCAAGGGUCCAGGGGAACCCAGAGGUUUCUCUGGAGGGCAGCCCUGGGGACCGGGUGAAUCUCUCUUGCAUAGGGGUCUCAGAUCCCACACGCUGGGCUUGGGCGCCUAGUUUCCCGGCUUGCAAUGGCCUGUCCAAGGGGCGCCGCUCAAUCCUGGUGGCCUCUCCGAGCGGGACCAGAUCUGUGUUCCCCCACUUCUCUGGCCGGCUGCGUUCGCUGGACACUGGUAUCAGGCGCCUGGAGCUGCUGCUGAGCACUGGAGAUUCUGGCACCUUCUUCUGCAAAGGACGCCAAGAGAAUGAGAGCCGCACGGUGCUUCAAGUGUUGGGGGACGAAGUAGCUUGCAGGGAUUCAGGGUUUACCCACGGGUCCCGGUAUCCUAAGGUCCUGAUUCCGCUGCUGGGCGUUGGCCUUGUGCUGGGACUGGGAGCCUCGGGUUUGGUCUGGUGGCGGCGCAGGCGCUCGCCCCCGCCCCCGCCUCGACCACUCCCCACAUCUGCUCCAGAGCUGCAGAGGCCUUUAGAUCAGGAGCCCAAGAUGUCAGGCCACCUGGACCAGGAGUCGAGCCUGCACUAUGCUGAUCUGGACCACUCUGUCCUCGGGAGGACCCGGCGGAUGUCCACAGUGGUUCCUGGUGAUGCCUCCACUGUCUAUGCGGUUGUAAUAUAAGGGGGCCGCCUUGUUCUUCCAAACCUCCCAAUCUGGGGCCUCCCCUUGUCUUUAGAACCUCGGCAGGAAGCGGACAGAGGCACUAGUCUGAGAGACUAGAUACCAGGGCUGCAACUUUGUAACUGUUCAUCCUUUUCAGCCACUCUCAUCUCUUCUACAAGAUCUUUCCUUCACCACUGACGCCCUCUCUAAGGAUGACCAAGCUGUCAGCCUUAAGUUUU
Acomys russatus (golden spiny mouse) is the source of this 926-nucleotide messenger RNA. RefSeq names its product megakaryocyte and platelet inhibitory receptor G6b (gene Mpig6b). Gene Ontology annotation, cellular component: plasma membrane. The record is from RefSeq and is a predicted model, not a curated record. The transcript has 6 exons. Gene Ontology annotation, biological process: megakaryocyte development; blood coagulation; integrin-mediated signaling pathway. Bases 1 to 705 code for a protein of 234 amino acids. NCBI's taxonomy places the organism in Eukaryota, Metazoa, Chordata, Mammalia, Rodentia, Muridae.